Molecule: messenger RNA, 1326 nt
Organism: Paracoccidioides brasiliensis Pb18
Exons: 5
Coding region: 1-1326 (441 amino acids)
Source: RefSeq, a predicted model, not a curated record
AUGGAGAACUCCAUGUCUCCAGGACCCCUGCCUUCUUAUUUUCCUGCUCACGAUGGGCCACGGGUAUGGGUUGUGUCAGCGGGGAGCUCACCCAUUGGUAUCUCGCUGGCUCGCCAGCUAAUUGCUCAUGGUGACAUUGUCGUAGCUGGCAUUUCGGGAUUGGACCCUGAGCAGGGAGACCCCCGUAGCGCUGAUUUUAAAGCGUUUUUGGAUGAACUGUCUUUCCACAAUGCAAAAUGGAGGGAGCGGAUGAAACCUGUGGUUGUUGACAUCAGAAUGAUGAACGAGUGUCAGGCAAUCAUCGCAGAAGCUAUCAGCGCCUUUGGAAGAGUAGACGUUUUGAUCUGCUGCUCAAGCCAAGCAAUAAUUGGUACUGUGGAGGAGCUUGCUGCAUCAGAACGGACUCAGCUUCUAGUCAAAGACCAAUUCGAAACAAAUUAUUUUGGACCCGUGAAUCUGAUUAAGGCUGUCUUACCGCAGCUCAGGAGGCAGAAAUUCGGCCAUAUUAUAGUUGUUGGCGGCAUCACCGGUCAUAUAGGUACCCCUGGAUUAGGGGUUUACUGUGCGGCAGGUUGGGCUCUGGAAGGAUUUUGCGACAGCCUCGCUUAUGAAAUCGCCCCUUUUAACAUCCGCCUCACAAUCCUCCAAUGUAGCAUCGAAAUUGGGAUCCUCACGAAUCUUAUCACCAGUGUCCCGCCAAUUCUCUCCGCCUACUCCCCUUCCACAAACCAUGCCCCCUUAUUUCGCAACAUCAUGAAUGGCCUGCUCUCUCGUCUCCCCAAUUUCCGACAGCAAUAUGGACAAUCCCUGGAACCAACGCAGACGGUUGCUUUCUGCUCCCCAACCUCGCCGGCAGUUUCCACCACCUCAUCAACAAACACAAAUGCUGAUACUAACCCUAACGCCUACGCAACCUCAGACACAAGUACAGACAACAACCCUGAUCCAGGCCAACAAGCAGAGCAAGCAGCUGGUGAUGACGAGGAACUCACCGGCUCCCAUCAACCCCUCUCCGCACAAACAGUAGUAUCGCUAUAUCCACCUCUAAGCCCCGCGCAUUUGGACGUGUUGAUGUCGGAAACCAUACAUGCCAUCACUGCCAUUGGUGGGCAUGAGAAUCCACCAGCUAGACAUAUUGUGGGCGCAGAGGGGAGUGCAGCGGUCAAAGAGAAGUUGAAGACGGUGACAGAGGAGUUAGAGGAUUUCAUCGAGUGUAGCAGUGCGGUGGAUAUUCAUUGUAAUUCUGAUGUUGGGGGUGGAAGUGGGAGUACUAUUGGUAGGGGAGGAAAUGACAGUACAGAGGAAGGGGGGUUUGAAUUUUUAUGA